Molecule: messenger RNA, 1691 nt
Organism: Glycine soja
Lineage: Eukaryota; Viridiplantae; Streptophyta; Magnoliopsida; Fabales; Fabaceae
Product: vicianin hydrolase-like
Exons: 13
Coding region: 1-1560 (519 amino acids)
Biological process (GO): carbohydrate metabolic process
Molecular function (GO): beta-glucosidase activity
Source: RefSeq, a predicted model, not a curated record
AUGAGAACUAAAAUUGUUUCUCUCCUCUGUCUUCUAUCUCUUGCUACCCUUUUGGCUAGUGGCACUGAAAGUGCAUCUCCAAUCAGCCUGAAGCCAAGCCACAAGGCUUCAUCAUUCAACAGAAGCCUUUUUCCUUCCACUUUUCUCUUUGGAAUAGGUUCUUCCGCAUACCAGGUAGAAGGAGCAGCAAAUGAAGAUGGAAGAGGACCAAGCAUAUGGGACAACUUCACUAAAGAGCAUCCUGAAAAGAUUUGGGAUCAAAGCACCGGAGAUGUAGGAGCUGAUUUUUAUCAUCGGUACAAGAGUGACAUAAAAUUGGUGAAAGACAUUGGGUUGGACUCCUUCAGAUUCUCCAUCUCUUGGACAAGAAUAUUUCCCAAGGGGAAAGGAGCCGUUAAUGGCUUGGGGGUUGAAUUCUACAACAAUCUCAUCGAUGAGGUUCUAUCAAAUGAUUUAAAACCUUUUGUUACUCUUUUCCACUGGGACUUCCCACAAGCUCUUGAAGAUGAGUAUGGAGGAUUUCGUAGUUCUAAUGUAGUGGAGGAUUUUCGUAAAUAUGCUGACUUUUGCUACAAGACCUUUGGAGACAGAGUGAAACAUUGGGUCACUAUAAAUGAACCCUUAUCAUAUAGCAUCAAUGGCUAUAAUGGUGGCACCUUUGCACCAAGUAGAUGUUCUAAGUACGUUGCCAAUUGCAGUGCUGGUGACUCAUCCAUUGAACCCUACAUUGUUGGUCACUACUUAUUACUUGCUCACGAGGCUGCUGCCACAUUGUACAAGAAAAAAUAUCAGGCUCGUCAAAAAGGACAAAUUGGGAUCACCCUUCCGACUCACUUCUUUUUGCCAAAAUCAAAUAGUGUUGCCGAUAAACAAGCAGCAAAUCGAGCUCUGGACUUUUUCUUUGGCUGGCAUGCUCGUCCAGUUAUAUUUGGUGACUAUCCUGAGAGUAUGAAAUCUUCAGUGGGUUCUAGACUACCUAAAUUCACAAAAGCUCAAUCUGAAGGUCUCAAAAGUUCCAUUGAUUUUCUUGGUGUAAAUUAUUACACCACAUAUUAUGCAGAAAAUGCUGCACCUGUAAGAGCCAACAGGACCUUCAACACAGAUAUGCUAGUCACUCUCAGUACGGAAAAGAAUGGUGUGGCUAUUGGGACCCCGACUGAUUUGGAUUGGCUCUAUAUCUAUCCGAAGGGAAUUCAUCUUCUUAUGGUACACAUAAAGGAUAAAUACAAGAAUCCAAAUAUUUACGUCAAUGAAAAUGGCAUUGCUGAAGCAAGGAAUGACUCAAUACCAGUCGAUGAAGCCCUUAAUGAUGGUAUCAGGAUUAGAUACCUUAAGAGCCACCUUAGACUCCUUCUUCAAGCGAUCAAGGAAGGUGUUAAUGUGAAGGGCUACUAUGCAUGGUCAUUUUCGGACAGCUUUGAAUGGGAUGCUGGUUACACAGUUCGAUUUGGUCACGUAUAUGUUGAUUACAACAACAAUUUGAAAAGAUACCUCAAGUCCUCUGCGUUUUGGCUGAAAAAGUUCCUUCUCAACAACAAUAAUAAAGUCUUAUCCUAUUAGAUAAAGUCAACUUAAUAAAUUAUAUGAUGUCAUCUGAUAUAGUUAAAAAUUAAAAUUUCAAAAAUAUUAUUAAAUUUAAGAUUUCUUUUGAUAAUUUGUUUCAGCGUCUUGUUUGAUUUCUCUUCUUCAUU